This is a messenger RNA of Pezoporus occidentalis (night parrot), 10184 nucleotides long. Its product is annotated as protein-glutamine gamma-glutamyltransferase 5-like. The transcript is spliced from 13 exons. NCBI's taxonomy places the organism in Eukaryota, Metazoa, Chordata, Aves, Psittaciformes, Psittacidae. Gene Ontology annotation, molecular function: protein-glutamine gamma-glutamyltransferase activity. Gene Ontology annotation, biological process: peptide cross-linking. The record is from RefSeq and is a predicted model, not a curated record. Bases 4870 to 8670 code for a protein of 1266 amino acids.
CUUCAUUGAAAGUUUAACCUUUAAAUUAAAGAACAGUAUAGGAGCCAACUUGCUAGACUCUUCUCCCAGAGAGCCCCAAACCUCUUGUGAUCCAGCCCAGUAAAUGUCCCUCCUUGUUUUAUUCUUUCAACUCAUACUACUCAGACUGAAUCUUUUCCAAUUAGCAUUGCCUGUCCAGAUAAAAAUCUAUGGUAUCUACUCCAUUGCUUGGGCAGUUAGACUGGUGGGUUAUGCUCACAGGCCUGCUUGGUGAUUUAUAGGUUUCUCUGUGGGGGAAAGUUACUGCUCAGUGAGCUGAGGUUUGAAUUUACAGUACUGCUAGUUUAUUCCACUUCCGUUUUUAAAUAAAGUUGAGAACAAGCUCAUUUGAAAGUGAACUUACAGUACUUGAAGUAGGCUGCCUGGCAAAUUACUCAGCUGUAAAUUCUAGCCUCAUUUUGUGAAAAAUGGUUGUUGUUUGGGGUUUUUUGAUAGACAAAUUAUUUUUUUCUUUUUAUUGAAAUUUAUUAAUUGUUAUUUAUGGAAUGUUUAUACUUUUAUUCUAUUAAAUUAACCCAGUUACCAUUGCUACUGUUAUUAAGUUACAUUAAAAAAAGAGACAAUUAAAAAAAAAUUACUAUGGAAGUGCUAUAGGGCAAAGGUGAAGUACGGAAGUAAGGCCUACAGUAUGACUCAGGCUAGCAUUUUACCUGGGUUCUGUUCUAAAUAUGAUGACUAUCUGCCUUAAGCAUAAAUGGCGUUACUUGCUCUUAUGAGGUACACAUCCUUUAAUUGUCUGACUUUUCAGCAUUCUGCAUAUACUGCAACAUUAUAGAUGUGUGUCUUUCUCAUCAGCGCUGAGAUAUUGGGGGAAAAAAAACAUCUGAUUAAAUGGAACAAGAAAAUGGCUUACACAGAUGAUAGAAACCCAGGAAAAGGCUGAGAGACAAGACAAGUAACUCAGUCAGAAUGCAAAACAAGUCUUAUGCACCAGGUUGGAUAGGAGCUGCCUUGAAGGAGUUUUUGGUUUCUUUUAUGAAGGCUGGUGGUUUUGUAGUGUCAGAAACCACCUAUAGUUAUUUAAUGCUACUAAUUUCCUUCAGCUUCUAGAAAGACAGAGCUUCUCAUUUAGGAUUUCAUUUGAAGCAUUUCUUUGUCCUAAUUCAUCUGUAAAUAGGGUGUUGUAAUAGUUGCUUAUGCUGAACAGAGUAGCCGUCAGUGCUUUCAGGUUCUUUAAUGAAAGGCACACUCAUUGCAAAUUGAUUUAUGAAUUUUAAGAAACUUCUGGGUGUGCUCUGAAACAGAGUUCAUGUUAGUCUGCCAGCCUAUUGCCCUUGUUAUAUGAAGUUUCUAAAUGUCAGAUGUGUAUUCCUAACAAACGUGCUCAUUUUAGAGUUAGCCUAUGACAUCCAUUUUUUCUUCACUAUCUCCUUUUUAGACAUGAAUAUUCCUUGUGAGGAAUGGGAGUCUGCUCACACUCUUGUGAGGAGAUAGCAAUGCCAUUUAAUGACUUCAAAUAUCCCAGCUUUACAGGUAACUUUUUACUCCAUCACCCAUUACUAUUGCUACAAAAUUGCAGGCUUUUUUAGUAAGGGGAACUCUAGGUCCAGCAAUCAAAGGAAUACAAUUAUAUGACCAAGUGCAAAAAGUGAACUUGGGCUGCCUAUUGGCACAUGCUCGAGUAGUCAGGUUUUUAAAGCACUGUAGUUACACAACUUUUCACUAGAUGGCACUUUCACCAAGACACUUUGAUUCACAUAUUUUCUCAUUUGUUCCUUUACCCCUUGUUGAGCUUCAUUUUGUGUUUUUUCUUGAAGGGAUUCUUUGGAUGCUUGAUUACUGCGUCUUCUCUAUUGGUCCCAAAAAUAUUAGUGAUACUGCAGAACUGCAUCAAUGCUGUUCACAGAUGUUCUGUGAUUGUGAUGUACUGUUCUUCAGUCCCUGCCAUUUCCUACUGCUAUAAGGGUAAUUGAAAGCUAUGAAAAUUUCAGAACCUCAGCAAGCUCAUCUUAUGUCAGUCUAUUGUAUUGCAAGUAAUAUUUAAAAAAAAAAAACCAAACCAAAACAAAAAACAACAAACAAAACUGUUGUAAUAAGUAAAUGUAGUCUGUAAUAUGGUAAGUACCAAUUACUCCAGGAAUUAAAAAGUCCUCUCUAAACUAUUAUCAAGCAGAUACUUCUGCAAUAAGGGCCAAAGUCAAAGUCUUUAAAGAAGCUUAAUAACCUAAAUGGCUUAAAUUCUGGAAGUGUCUAAACCCUCAUAAACGUGCUAUCCUGCAGAAAUUUGAGGCCUGCAUCAGGGGUAUCAGCUUCUUUUUACAUUUAGGGAAUGCUGGAUGUGUAAGAUACUGUAGCAAUGUGGAAAGGACAGCUUGGGUGAAUGAUGAGUGAAGUGUUAGGGAAAAAGGUUGAAGAAGGAGGGUAAAGCACCUCCAGCAGGGACCAAGGGACUAUUAACCUUAGCUUGGCACACCUUGCUGUCAGGCAGGGUGGGGAACUGUUUCAACCCAGGAGGAGACUACAGGGAAGCAACCUCUGUUGGAGGUCAGCAAUCUGGAUGCAUCAGUUGCUCAGUAAUGCUCUAAGCUGAGAGGUAGAACCUUUCUUUGAACCAUAUUCUCCGUUUCCUGUUUGCACUCAAGUCUCUCAUGCCUCCUUCUUUAGGGUGGGGGCCCUGCUGCAUGGACUACUGGAGUCCGACUGAUAUGAUGAUGCAGGGCAUGGAAGGCAAGAGAGGUAAGAACAGAGCGAAUGCACCUAAGGAGUUAGUGUGCUGUGAUUUUUCUGCUUUAUUCAAGAGUCUUACUUCAGGCACUUGGGACUUGGGCUUGAAUGAGGACCAACCAGUCUGAUAGCUGUGAGCUGGCAACAGCAAUUGUAUGCCUUUGGAAACACUGAAAGGCAGGAACUUGGGUAUAUGGGAGGCUUUGCUUUGGGGCUGGGUAUCUGUAUGGUGAUCCUGCAGAGACAGAUAGGCACCAAAGCAGCUUCAAGGACCUAAGCAAGCAUGCUUACUAAAGUUAGUGACUCAUAUCCAUACAGAAAGUGUUCCACUCCUGAAUCAGGCCUUUAUUAUUUUAAACUCUUAAUUAAGUCUCUUUGAACCCACAGGUGCAGCUACUCACUGAUGCUUAUUUGUUUUCUUUUAUUUGUCACAGGCUUUCAUUUACCAAAAUAUUUCAGUCAGAUUGAACUAGAAGUAUUUCAGGGGAUUUUAAUCUAUCCUUGGAAACUGUGAGCAAUUUGGGUACUUUCCUGUGCUAUUCUCUGGGUAUUAGUAUGGGCAUACAUUUGUAGGCAGGUCUUCAAUGGGUGACUGGACCACUACCAUUCUUAUUUUACAGGUUGAUUUAAGGUUCAUUAUGUGUUUAUUGCUUCUAAGUUAUUUCUUAUGGAAUAGUAUUGGUUUUCUUUUUUUCAAUGAGUUGAAAUUUAGUAGUCAAAUGAUAAAUAUUAAGGAAAAUAAAGUUUUCAGAUAUAUGAGAAAUUAAUGAAAUAUUUAAGAUUCACAUAUUUUUCAUGUCUGCCUACUGACUAGCCACCAAAUAUUUACAAAUUUCAGAAAUGAACACAUUAAAUAUUGUGUUCACUUUCUAUGCAUCACUCAUACAAAUAUUUUAACCACUCUCUUCCAAACCCAUUGCUGAUGUGCUGAUUUUUUUCUUUGCUCUAAUUUCCGUGAAGUUAUUUCACAAUACCUGAGCUGUUAAGUUAUGCCUACUAAGUUAUUUCACUGUUAAGCUCUUUCAUUUUAUGAUUUCUUAAAGCGCUGUUUAGAAUCCAGGUAGUUAUGCAAAUAGCUGAACGUCAGUCAUCAUGUUCUUUCUAUAUCAAUGAAUGUUGGGAUUUUUUAAUUUAUUUUUUGGGAGGUUGUUAUUAGUUGUUUUAUUUUUGUUGUUUGUUGUUGUUGAUUUUUUUAAUGUUAUUUUCAGGGGAGGGAAGCGGUGGGUUUUAAUCCAAAGUAGAAUAAGUUUGAGGGAUUCAAAGGAUAUCUCAUGGAGUAAAACUUGGCAUAGAGGCAUAAGAAAGAUAGGAGGUAGCAUAGAAAAUGUUCAUUCUGGUUUUGUGAGAGGAAAUUUCAGUCUUUCCUCUUUGCUGGCUAAUGUACUUAUCUGGGUGUGCAGAGAGAACAUUUUUGUAGUUCUUUUAUUAAAUAUGCCUGGAACCUAACUAAAAUAAUACAUUUUUGUGCGUACUUAAAUAUUUUCUGUUCACAGAAAUUAUUGGAAAAAUCUUGUGGUUUUCAUGAUUUCAGGAGAAGGGAGAUGGAGUCAGCUAAGAAGCUACAAAAUUGAUUGUGUGCUAGAAUAUAAAUAUAUACAAAAUAUAAAUAAAUUGUUAUGUUUAGAUUAAAUUUUACUGUCAACUUCAAAAACAUUUCAUGCAUGUCUUCUGUUUAUUUUACAGUAUACCUAGAAAAAUUUAUAGCUGUUUCAUUUUACUCUGACCUCCCCUUGGAGGGAGUGCUAUACAGACUUUCUGAAAGCUGGGAUUCCUGCUUGUAUUAUAAUACAAAUGUCCACUGGUGAUCAUAUUCAAGGAGUCUAAAUCCACUUUAAGUCUGGCGUUCUUUAUUGUUUUCAUGUAGGUGACUGAAGAUGUCUAGCCAGAAGGGAACAGUAGGCGCUGGGAUUUAUGGGAAAAUUAAAUUGUAAAAAAUGGCUUGCACUGAAACAUGUUUAGAUUCAUCCUGGUCUUAAAAUAUUUUUGAGACAUGGUAAGUUGUGGGACAUUGAAAGUACUAUGUUAUACGUGAGGUACGAAGAUCUCUCCCUCCCUUCAGCCUCAGGACUCUCCCUAAUAAUGCUGGAAGUUAAAAUGAAUCAUUUAUGAGCAUCAGUAGACACAUGGGUGGUGCCUCUUUUUAAACUGGUAUUUUGUUGAUGCAAUAUGUGUGACAGCCUUUUAGUUCUGAAUAUAAAUGUUACAGAGGGGAAAUUAGGUUGGUUCACAGAGGAGAUCAGCCAGACCUUGCAGUACAUCUUGCUGAGGAGCAGGUAUCUCCACCAGUACUGUUCUUCAGAAACUAGUACAUGUAGAAGAAAAAUGGAAGUCAUCGAGCUGGGAGAAGUUGACCUGAACUGUCCUUCAAACUGCCAAAUUCAUAAUACACAAUUCUUUGGAACUGACAGACAGAUAAUAAGGAGAGGGCAAGCCUUCAACUUUUAUGCUCGCUUUCAAAACCGGGAAUGGGAUGACUCUGUGGACAAGGCCAUUUUCACUGUGGAGACAGGCCUCAGACCCUGCGAAUCAAAUGAGACAAAAUGUAGCUUUCCAAUGGGCAGAUGCCUAGAUCAAACCUGCUGGAGUUCUUCCUACAAAGUUUAUCAGCCAAAAUGCAUCAAUAUCAGCGUGUUUCCUCCUUCCAACGCCUGCAUUGGCCGUUAUAUUCUCAAUAUGCAAAUCACAUCUUGUGGUCAUACAUAUCAGCGAUGUCUUGGAGAUUUUUAUGUCCUUUUUAACCCUUGGUGUGCAGAUGACCCUGUAUAUAUGGACAAUCAGGCCCAUAGAGAAGAGUAUGUUCUGAAUGAGCAUGGCAUACUGUAUGAAGGAGUUCACAAGCAUAUUACCUCUCGACCAUGGCACUUUGGACAGUUUGAAGAUGGAAUUCUGGAUAUCUGCUUGAAGAUCCUAGACAUUGGUGCAAGUUAUCAUCAUGGCUCUGAUCGUGACCGCUGUUGGCGCAAUGACCCUGUGCACGUCAGCAUGGUGGUAAAUCACAUGAUAAGCAGCCAUAUUACUAGCAGUAUAAUGAAGAUUCCAGAAAACAAUGAUUACCUGAAGGGAACAAAACCAUUUUCCUGGAAUGGAAGUGUCCCUAUUCUUCAGCAGUGGUACAAUGGCAGAUGCAGGCCAGUCAGAUAUGGGUACUGUGGGUCUCUUGCUUCAGUAAUGUGCACAGUGAUGCGCUGUUUGGGAGUUCCAAGCCGUGUUGUUACAAGCUUCUGUUUUCCAAGCUCAAAUGAAAAUCCACUUGGUAUCAAUGAGAUUUUUGACUGUACUGGAAAAAACCUAUGUGGUAAAGACAAGCUAUGGCGAUAUCACUGCUGGAAUGAGUCUUGGAUGGCUCGCAGAGACCUAAAACAAUGCUGUGGUGAUUGGCAGUGUUUGGAUCCAACACCUUUGGAAACAGGCAGAGGUACAGCUUGUAGCGGUCCUACCUGGGUUCGAAGUGUCAGAGAAGGGGAACUGGACUUGGACUAUGAUGGUCAUCAUCUGUUUUCUCGAGUAAAUUCAAACUAUGCUGGCUGGCUUUCCCAAAACAAUGCCAAAAGAGCGAAGUUUUUCUGCGAUCCUUGGCCAUGUGGACAACGUCUAAUCACCAAGCAUGUUGGCAGUGAGCAAUUUGAAGAUAUCACUGGGGCUUACAAGUAUGAACUAGGUUCUGUGAAAAACAAAGAAGCCUAUUACCGGGCUUACAGAAGAAUUUAUCCAGGGUACUGCAAUGCUUCCAACUGUCAUAUUGAUAGAGAGUUAUCAUCUCUGAAAAACCCAUUUUUGAGUGACUCUGGUAUUAACAUGAGGUUAAAGAUGGCUAAUUGCCCAAUGUACGGUGAAGAUGUCCAACUGCACUGGCUGCUAGAAAAUUUGCGUAAUGAAAACAAAACCCUGAAGUUUAAUUUGUGUGCACAAAUAAUAACCUAUAGUGGCUGCCCAUUGGAUCAGUUUUGGAAAGACAGUGUGACUAUCCCAUUGGGUCCAAGGGAAGUGAAAACAAUUCCAGUGUGCAUAUCAUAUAAUCAGUAUGGACCUUAUCUCUGUGAUCACAACAUUAUUAAAGUAGUUGCUGUCUCAGACCCAGAGUGUGGAGAAGUUCUGAUGGUGAGCAGGGAUAUCGUGAUCAACAGACCACCUGUUAUUGUGAAGCUUCUGAACCAGCCAAGGCUGAAAGUACCAUGUACUGCAGAGAUCUCCUUCUGCAAUCCUCUCCAGGAAGAUAUGAAGAACUGUGUAAUGACGUUAGAAGGCUGUGGUUUAUUCAAAGAGCCAAUGACCAUUGAUUUGGGAACACUGGCAUCUAACCAGCAGGCACGGACCAUUGUGGAGUUCACGCCUUACAGGCUUGGCAGCCACCGGCUCCUGGCUAAUCUUGGAUGCCACAAGUUUGCCUACUGCAAGGGAUGCGCCAAGGCUGAAGUGUGUUGCCUCACAGGCCAGAAUGGUACCCUGCCUGCUGCUCAGAACGGUGCCCUGCCUGUCAGCCAGAAUGGGUCACACCCCGUGUGUGAGAAUGGCUCCGUCCACAUGAAUGGCUCUGGGCCUGUCCCAGUGGCAGACCCUGCAUUCAACUCCAUGUGUGAAUAUGUAUGUAUCCCAGUGUGCAACCCAAAUUGCAGUGCAGGGGGCCAGCCUGUGUAUGACUUUGUGUACCUCCCUGCGGGCCAUCCGUUAUGCAGCUCCAUCUGCAACCAAGGCUUCAAUCCAAACGUCAGUUCUGGUUUUGAUGUGGGAGGUGAUCCUGGCUUCCGUGUUGUAUGUGAGACUGUGCCUUCUGCUACAUGUACCCCGAUGCCUCCAUCCAUGUAUGGCUCUAUGCCUGCCCCAGCCUCCAACCCUGUGUGCCCCCCUAUGCCUCAAGUGGUGUUUGAGACAGGUACUGCUCCUGUGCACCAGCCUGGAGGCAGUGGGGGACCGGUGUCCUAUUCAGUUGCUGUCCCCUCAGAUAAUGCAGUGAGUGCCCUGCUAACUCACUUCAUGGCUGGCUCUGGCCCCACAGUGGCAACCCAGGCAGUCCCUACCCAUAUAUCUGCUCCACCAUCCCAUCCGAUGUACUCUCCAGUAGCUCACACUGCCACCAUGCCACCAACAGCGGGUGCCUCCGUCUCACAUGUUGUCUGUGGCUCUGCACCCUCUCCCACAGCCCAACCUCCAUGUGGCCCAAUAUCCACCCUGACCUCCCAACCCCUGAGCACCCCAGUAGGUCAUGGCGUGUGCUCCCCAGCCUCCUGCUCAGUGGCUUCCCCUGUGCCCCACUCUGCUGCCCGUAGCGCCACCCCAGCAGGGCUGCAGAUGGGGAGUGCCCCCGCAGCACGCACGCUGUGCUCCCCAGCCCCACGCCCUGUGGGACCCCCAGCAGCCCACUCGGUGUACUCUCCAUCCCCACGCCCAGUGGGGGCCCCUGCAGCCCACUCGCUGUGCUCAGCCACCUCUGUGUCUCUGGGGGCCGCGGGCGCCCGCACCACUGGCUCACCCCUCACUCACCCUGAGGACUCACCCAGAGCCUGCUCCCCAGCCCCAGACCCCCUGGCAGCUGCCUCAGCCCGCUCCCUCUAUGCACCCACCUCUUACUCGGUCUCCCGGGCCGUGGGCACCCUGGGGUCUCGCUCAGUAUGCAGCCCUCAGUGGGGCCCCUCCUGUGACACCACCACUCGCUUGGGCUCCAACCUCACAUGGGCUCCCGCCUCCCGCUCAGCAUGGAGCGCUGUGGGACGCUCGGGCUACUCCCCCUUGUCCCGCACUGCCUACAGCACGCUCACGCGCCCUUUGUACAGCUCCUUGUCCCGCUCCUACAACACCUUGUCCCGCUCUGCCUACACCACUCUUCCCCACUCCACCUCUCCCUCUGCCUAUGCCACCCUGCCUCGUUCUGGGUCCUGCCCCCCUAGCAGCACCUUACCCCAAGUAGGGUCCCGCACACCCUGGAGCCCCAGGAGGAGCACUUAUAACUACUUCAAACGCAAAUACCUGUAAUGGAGAGUAACCUGGAGAAAAGCCAAAGCCAGUGAAUUAAAGGCAGGGUUCAGACGCUUUGAAAGAGUUUAAAAAUAAGGUGAUGGAGCAUGGCAUGUGUAGUCCUGGGUAUUUAUCCACAUAUUUGAGAUGUGCCAAGAAAGGAAGCUGCUAGCUGACUUCUGAGGAAUGAAUUUGAUGUAAUGCUCGUAAGUCUUGAGAUACAGUAUGGUGGAAGUGACAAACUGAACAUGUUCUCCAUGGAGCUGUUGUGACAAUAGUUGCACAGUGCAGGUAAAUGGAUUUACUUGCUUGGUUAAGCUGUUUUAUAAAGGAUGUGCUUUGACUCUCUCUUCUCUUGAUUUUUUUGCGAUGGUUACUUCUCAGAUCUCCUUGGGCUACAGCACUUGUUGCAAAUCUCUCCCCUUGUGUGAAAUGUGCUGUCCUUGGGAUACUGCAAAGAGGUGGCAGCAGACUUGCCUUACAUGUUACCUAAUAUAUUGGGUCCCCGAGUCCCAGUAUUGCUGUGGCUUGGGUCAGUUCUGCACACACUCAAAUUUCCUUAUGGGGCAGUGAAAACUGAGGAGGUCAUGGAGUAAUUAAAUUGUUAAAAAUCAACAGAAGAGUUUUUUUUUAAAAAAAAGCAGCUGUAAUAAAUGUAGUAUUACUACUCUUGAUGUAUUACAGUUCCAUUAUCAGGAACCCAAAGGUCAGAUUAGAAAGGCUGCAAAACUCAGUGAACGAUUAAUACAAAUUUACUGGCUUACACAGUUGAAUACUUCUCAAAUCGCAUAUUCCAAAAAAUUCUUCAUGUGUAUUGCAUGCAUUUAGGUUUGUGGGAGAAGGUCUGAUUCCAAGGCUGUGCUUUUUUGAUUCAAUAUAGCUAGUAAACUUCUAUCACCAGACCUGAACUAGAGAAGGAAGUAUGAUGUUAUCCUUUCUUUCCAACACCCAGCCCUCCCAACUAAAAGGUUAAGAAGGUGAAUGAAAAUGUAUUGUGUCUCCUUUUGAUAAUUGGUACCAUUUCAGUGCUAACCCUCUCCCAGUGUUUUAAGAAUUGAAAUCAUAUAUUGUCAUAAUGGAGCUGUCCCCUAAUUUUGGAUUUGCUCAGAAGAAUUUUAGAUUUACUGACAACACUUCCCAUCCCUCCAUUGUUUUCCUCUAGUGCUCUUCUACUGUUGGUAACAAGUGUUAGUGGGGUUUUGUGUUAAGAUAAUUUUGCUGGUGCUGCAGAAUUUUCAGUUGUGUAGUGAUAGUAUUUCAGUAGUAUCACUUUAGUUCACACCCCUAUGCUCUGUGAUGAGAUUGAGUAACCUUCCAGGGGUUUGGGAAAGAUGUGGUGUCAGAUGGUAACUAUGAAUAUGCCAGCACUAUUAACUACAUAGUAAUUCUGAGUAUGGUAGAAGAAAUAUUUGCCUGGAUACUGUAGUGAAAUGGUCAUGACUUGUUUUUUUAUGCAGUUUCAAUAGUCUCUGCUAGGUAUUUGCUGAGAAUUCCUUUUCCUGACUGACAAUAAAAAUAGAAACUUAAAAUCA